Molecule: messenger RNA, 2063 nt
Organism: Corythoichthys intestinalis (scribbled pipefish)
Lineage: Eukaryota; Metazoa; Chordata; Actinopteri; Syngnathiformes; Syngnathidae
Gene: ubl3b
Product: ubiquitin-like 3b
Exons: 8
Coding region: 341-784 (147 amino acids)
Molecular function (GO): protein binding
Source: RefSeq, a predicted model, not a curated record
CCUCGCGGCUGUUUUGUGUGUUUACAAUCAGCUGACAUCCGGCGUCUUCCCGUCCAUUAGCCGAGCUUCUCCGCGGUAGCCAGCCUUCGACAUUUGCUUUGGCCAGAAAACCACCAGUCGAUGUUUUUGCCACGCUGCUGAACGCGUACUCUGAGCGUCGUCGUCAAAUGCAGGAAUUGCUCGGUGCCGUCCACCUAAUGGAUGCCGUGGAGCUGUGGCGCUUGUAAAAGCUCAAGUCGUCGUGUUGUCUGGGCCGCCAGGGCUCUGGCCCCGUCUGCCGCAGCCUGAAUCCAGCACGCCCGUCCUGUCCUCUCCUCUCCAGCCGUCUUCUCGCUGAGCCAUGAGCAGCCACCGGGACCUCGACAUAGUGCACCUCCGCCUCAUUCUGGUCAGCGGGAAAACGCAGGACUUCACCUUCUCGCCGAACGACUCGGCCACGGACAUCGCCAAGCACGUCUUUGAAAACUGGCCCACGGGAUGGGAAGAGGAGCGAGUGAGCAGCCCCAGCAUACUGCGCCUCAUCUUCCAGGGACGCUUCCUCCAUGGCAACGUGACCCUCGGAGCUCUGAAAUUGCCUCCGGGCCGGACCACCGUCAUGCACCUGGUUGCCAGGGAGACUCUUCCGGAACCCAACUCUCACGGUCAAAGAAACAGAGAAAAAACAACAGAGAGCAAUUGCUGCCUCCUCUUGACCAAAUAUCAGAUCACGAAGGCACGACGGAUGGCUGGGUUGCAGCGGUUCGUCGGAAAAGCAUUUCUUUUGAUCAUAUUUCUGCUGAAAUGAGAGCGUGUUCCCGUCAUCUCUACUCUUGAAAACCUGCAUAUGAAAUGCUGAGAACACAUCCCGAUUGGUCACCAUAUCUCUUCUUGGGUUAUUCUGAGGUCAAGCGCACCACAUCGGAGCGUUAUGAGAGGUUGGAAAGGCGAAGAGUGCACGCUGAAACUUCAGUUUGCUGUGCUCUUACAAACACGAUCCCAAGUGUUGUUGUGAAAAGUCAAUAAAAUAUGAAUACCAAAACAUGACUUGAAUGACAAACUGUAACUGCUUGUUGUUUACUUCAGGUCUUCAUAAUAAACAGGUGUAAUAAUUACAAAGUCAGGUGACUUAAUUUUGUUAUUCUAUUUGGAAUAUGCAUUGACAAUGUGUGGACAGUGUUGUAGACAAGAACUGGGACUGAUAAGUUGCAAUAGAUUUAUUUCAAGUAAUGCAACUUCUCCAAUACAAUAUUUGAGCUGACAGUUUAAAAUCUUUAAAUUAGUGCAAACAAGGCCCACCCUCUGACGGGGUCAGCACAUAUUAUAUAAUUAUAAGUAAUGUAUACAAGUUUAACAUAAAUGUGUCUUUGUCAAAGCAGUUUAAAAACUAUUUACUGGCCUUGGGUAAAUUGCCAGACAGAAUAAAUAUGUGGUUUAAAGUUCUUGCAUUUCCAUUUUAGGUAUUGCAAGUUCUCCAACACAAUAUUUGAACUGACAGUUUAAAAUCCUUUUAGUGCAAAAUGGCCCACACUCUGACAGGGGGUAGCAAAUAUUAUAAUACAUUAUAAAAAGCUAUAUACUAUAUAAAUACAAGAUCACAACAAAACCUGUAUUUUUCAAAGCAGUUAAAAAAACAUUCAGUGGCCUCAGGUAGAUAAAGGUGUAUAAAUAUGUACAUUACAGUUCUUGCGUUUCUAUUUUAGGUAUUGCAACUUUUCCAACACUAUUUGAAUUGACAGUCUAAAGUCUACAUUAGUGCAAACAAGAAUAAUUAUAAAUAAUAAUAGAAUUGAUCAAUUCAACAUUACAAUGAAACGUGUCUUUGUCAAAGUGGUUAAAAAAAACAACAACACUUCACUGGCCUUAGUUAAAUAGCCAGGCAGAAUAAAUAUGUGCAUUAAAGUUCUUGCAUUUUCACAAGUUAAAAGCCCGCAGUUUAUCAGCAAGAAAGGCAGACCCAGACGGCGUCUGCUGCAGGGGCUUGUUUGAUUCCGACACAAGACAAAUGGAACCACUCAAUUGAACAAAUUUUCUUUGUCAAAUAAUCCAAGAAGAGAGAUGGUGACCAAUCGGGAUGUCUUGUCAGC